Molecule: messenger RNA, 7371 nt
Organism: Amphiprion ocellaris (clown anemonefish)
Lineage: Eukaryota; Metazoa; Chordata; Actinopteri; Pomacentridae
Product: MAM and LDL-receptor class A domain-containing protein 2
Exons: 51
Coding region: 133-7332 (2399 amino acids)
Cellular component (GO): membrane
Molecular function (GO): protein binding
Source: RefSeq, a predicted model, not a curated record
UCCUCCUCACCUCCGGUGUUGCACUCCAAUAAUUCAGUCAUUAACUGUUAACCAGAGGUUUAGAUGCUUAACAUGCUUUAAUUUCCUUGCCUUUUCUUUGGAUUCCUGGUUCUGUGUAAUGUUUCUCCAGACAUGAAGCAAUUGUUCGUUCUGCUGUCAGUAUUUUUAGCCGGGGUAUUGUCCAGUCCUGACAGCCAGUUUAACUGUACAUCUGGACAAACUGUUCCUGCUCACCUUGUCUGUGAUUUUAACAAAGACUGUGAAGAUGGCUCGGACGAGGAAUUCUGUGGCUCAUGUAACUUUGAUCGCCACUCCUGCGGUUGGAAAGACACCAGUGAUCCCUCCUACUGCUGGAGACGGCAGAUGGCAAACAUCACGUCGAUACCUGGACAGGACCAUACCACAGGAAGCUCUUGGGGGCAUGUCAUGCAUAUAGAUGGUAAACAAGAAGGUUUCUUUUCAACGGCUAGUUUGGAGUAUUCUGUGGAUCAUGUGGCUGCUGUGGGAUGCCAGAUCAGCUUUUGUUACCAUAUUUAUGAUAACGACACGUCCUCAGCACAAUCAUCCCUUAAACUGCAAAUGGUUAGAGCCGGUGCUGAGGAACUCUUGCUGGAGAUUGCUGAUGUUAAUACCAAUGGUUGGCAGAAUGCCACGGCCUUCAUCGGUAACCAGCCAGCAGGAUACAAGCUUCUGUUUUCAUUCAAGCCUCCAUAUAAGGCAAUCAGAGAUGUUAUGCUGGAUGACAUCAUGUUUGAGAACUGUGGGGAGGAAGACAUCCCAGCUGGAUCAGACCACCUUUCAUGUGAUUUUGAAAAAGAUACCUGUUCGUGGUACCAUGACUACACAGCCAGUCUACUGUGGAAGAUGACUGAUGGGAAAUAUGAAGAGCUACCUGGAAAUGGCAACUACAUGAUCAUAACAACGGACAACCUAAAGACCUCAUCUGCAGCCAGACUCCUCAGCUUCCCUCAGCCUGCAGGUCAUGUCCUAUGUGUGAGCUUCUGGUACCGCAUCUUUGGCAGCAGCAUCGGCUCACUGAAGUUUAUUGCAAAGCAUUCUGGUGAACCACAGACGGUUAUGUGGAUGAGAAGUGGCACUCAGGGAAGCAAAUGGCGCUUUGCAGAUCUUACCUUCAACAAUGACAAACCAAUACAGUUUAUUAUAGAGGCUGUGCUGGAUGGUGGACAGGGGAGCAUAGCCAUCGAUGACAUAGUGGUGUCCAACAGUGAGAGUGGAUCCUGCCCCCCCGAGAGAGAGUGCACCUUCCAGGGCUCCCUCUGUGGCUUGAAGUUUCACCCGUCUGCAGACUUUAGCUGGAACCGGACCACAGGGGCGUCCCAACCAGCAAACUCUUCAGGCCCCGCCACAGAUCACACUCUGGGGACAGAACAAGGUUAUUACCUGAGUGCCCAGUCGUGGAGCCAGCCUGUGGGUUCCAGAGGUGCGAUGAUGACUGCAGCGAUGGAGCCCACUCCGCCUGAUGGGGAAUGCCUCAUGUUCUGGUACUACAUGGAGGGAAGUGGAGUGGGUGAACUCAGUGUUUACCUUCAAAGCCCUGAAAGCCACAGAAACCAGCUCUGGACCAGGAGAGGAGAUCAGGGGAAGCACUGGAGGCAUGGAAGAGUGACACUUUAUAGCCCUGAUACCCCGUAUCAGGUGGUUUUUGAGGCGAUGGUGGGGGAUGAGCCGAGAAGAGAUAUCGCCAUUGACGACCUUAUUGUCCUAAAUGGUGCCUGUCCCCCGACUGGUUUCUGUGACUUUGAGAUGGACUUCUGUGGCUGGGUCAACAAUCCUCCAUCAGAGUUUGGAGUUGACUGGGAUUGGCUGUCAGGUGUUAUUGGGGGUCAGUUUGUUCCAAGAAGGGACCACACCACAGAUUCCUCUUUAGGCCAUUUUGCAAUAUUUAAGGUCUCAAACCAUGAUGGAGAAAAGUUUGCCCAGCUGGAGAGUGAGACUAUGGAGGCUGUGGAUCGUGCAUGCCUGGAGAUCUGGCACCAGGCCCAAAUGUGGAUUUCAGAGAGGCCAUCAGACUUUACUCUGACAGUGUUUGUCAAUGAGUUGACGGGACUUCAUCCUGUAUGGAAUACAAGCGGAUUCAUGAAUUACACGUGGAUUCAUGAUCGAGUGGAUUACAGUGCAUCAGGCCCUCACCAGAUUAUUUUACAAGCCAGGAGUCCUGACUCACAAGACGGAAGCUUUGCCCUGGAUGACGUCCACAUCAUCAGGGACAAGUCUUGUGAUGACAUCAUGGUAACCAUGACGCCAAACCCUGCCACCACGACCACCACUGCUCCCACCUCCACCAUGGACUGCACUUUUGAACAAGGUCUGUGCAACUGGGUCCAAGAGGCUGAUGAUGAUUUGAACUGGACGCUCAGUAAUGGACUUCAGGAGGACCAACCAUGGGAUGGACCUCAGUAUGACCAUACUGUUGGAAAUAAAGAAGGUUUCUUUUUACUGCUGAAUGGAUCUGGAUCUAAAGAUGACGAGAGAGCAGUCGUCUCUGUUCUUGUCAUCAGUCUUUCAUCACAAAUCUGUGUUGGCUUCUGGUAUUACAUGCUGGGCCCUUCAGUGUCCACCCUGGAUCUGCUGGUGCAGACGCAAUCCUCUGAAGAUUUAGUCUGGACUCGUCGAGGGACCCAGAAUCCAGAGUGGAUGAACGCACAAGUAACCAUCAGCAUGAGCAACAUAAAGCAGAUAAAGUUCACUGGCCAUAGAGACACCAGGAGCCAAGGAUUCAUUGCUAUUGAUGAUGUCACAGUGAGAGAGGGUUUCUGCAGUAGUCAGAAUGUGUGUGGGUUUGAUUCAGACAUGUGUGGCUUUGAGAAUGAUGUCAGUCAUAAGGGUCGCUGGGGUCGCAGGAGGGGAACAAAGCAUGAUGUGGAUCACACCUAUGGAACAGCAAAUGGUUUCUACAUGACUGUGAAUAUAUCAGAUUCUGCACAGUCUGAGGUAGCUCAGCUGCUCACACCACAGUUCACUUCCUCUGCAGAGAUGUGUGUACGUUUCUGGUACUGGUUGUCUGCAGAAUCUUCGAACACGCUUGCUGUCCAUGUGCUGCGAAAUGCGGUUGAGUUGGACGAAGCGCUUUGGCAGCGGCAUGGAGCUCCUUCUGCAGGCUGGGAGGUGGCAGAGGUCACUGUGUCCUCACCCACAAAGUACUAUGUAGUGUUUAGGGCUGUCCAUGUGAACGGCACCAAUUCUGCAGUGAAGAUAGAUGAUUUCUCUGUGAGGGAGGGGCCCUGCAGCCCUCCAGGCAGCUGUGAUUUUGAGUCUGGACAAUGCACUUGGGUCAACAUCCCCACGGGAGAUGGACAUGACUGGGUGCUGGCUCACGGAGGCUCGCAUGGUCCACCGACAGACCAUACCACUCAGACCCCAGAGGGUUGGUUGUUGCUGAGCUCAUCAGUUCACCAGAAUCCCAGCAGUGUAGCACAGGUAUUGUCUGAAUGGAUCCAAGUGAAAGACACCACCUCCUGUCUCACCUUAUGGUACCAUAUGGAUAACAGCGACUCUGGGACAUUGUGGGUGUUCACACACUCAGAGCCAUCAGAGGAUCAUCUGAUGUUCCACAGUAACAGCAGUGGGAACAACUGGAGCAGAUUCUCUCAGUCAAUAGAGACGUCCAAACCUUUUCAGCUGUUGAUCAAGGCCCAGCCAAACAACAGAGAAUUUAUUGCCAUCGACAGCAUCAGUCUAACAUCAGGCCCUUGUCAAGUGAAUGAAACAAGUUUAGGAUUUGUGGGAUGUUCUUUCGAAAAUGGCACAUGUGACUGGGAGGACAUCAGUGCUGGCCAGCUUCAGUGGGUGAAAGGGAGGAAUGCUACUGGGAACACUGGUCCGUCUGUGGACCACACACUGGGCUCUGAACUGGGCUGGUAUAUGGCAGUGAAACCUUACCAGGAUGUUGAAAUGAGCCCGGCUGCUCUGCAGAGUCCCACCAUGAAACAGGCCAGUGCCACCUGCACUCUGCAUUUCUACUACAACAUGUAUGGAGAAGACAAAAAAGAUCUCCAUGUGCUGCUGAAGGAGAACUCCAGGACCACCACACUAUGGUGGCUAUCUGGUAACCACGGUGAUCUGUGGAAACGCGGUGAGGUGACAGUUGGCCGAGUCACUCAGGAUUUCAGCGUCCUGUUUGAAGCGUCCCGGACCUUCAACCAUCCUGGACACAUUGCAAUUGAUGAUGUGGACUUCACCAACUGCACCCUGCCUGAGCCCCAGCCGCAGUGUCCUGAUAGCAUGUUCAUGUGCAACAACAAAGUAUGUGUGGAUCCCAACCAUGUGUGUGACUUCAGUGACGACUGUGGAGACUGGUCUGAUGAGAACAACUGUGAGCAACAAGGCGUGGUGGAGCGCUGCAGCUUUGAACAAGGCCUGUGUUCCUGGGCGGAGAGCGACGUGGACACACCCGGAGCUGAAUGGACGCAUCGGAAAGGAGAGGAAGCCUGGCCCAACCACGGACCUCCCAGAGAUCACACCCAAAACUCUGCCGCAGGUCACUAUGUUAUACCUGGGACUCACCUGAAUAUGAAGGGCCAGACAUCAGAGAUUCUCUCCAAGACUUUGCUUCCCAGCUUAAACUGUACAGUAAGGUUCUUCUUCUUCAGCCUGGAUGAUGCUGCAGGCCGACUGACAGCAGAGUCCAGGACAGUGCAGUCUGGCAGUGGUGACCGAGUGUUAUGGCUCGGGGAGACGUCACAGAGUUACAGCUGGCAGAGAGCAGAGGUCACAUUCACCUCCUCAGCCAGCAGCAAGAUUGUCUUCAGGUAUGAGCUUGGGGAAGGUCGCAGGGGGCUGGUUGCACUGGAUGGGAUCUCUUUCUCCAAGGAGUGUAAAUUUGACCCUGACAACAACAAACUACCAGACACGUCACCCACCUCUGUCCCACCCACUUCUCCAUCCAUUAACCCCUGUCAGGAUGGUGAGUUUUUUUGCUGGCGGUCAGCUGGAGGAGUGUGUGUUCUGGCUACCUUACGGUGUGAUUAUGGUUCAGACUGUCCCCAGGGGGAGGACGAGGACGGCUGUGGUCCGUGCACGUUUGAGAGUGAUCAAUGCCACUGGACUGACACCAGUGAUGGACAGACCAUGUGGCAGAGACAGAAAGCCAAUAACAACACUGAGCCACCCACUGAUCACACCACAGACACGGGCUACUACAUGAGAGUGAAUUUCAGUCAAGCGUCCACACAGAGUGAAGCCCAACUCCAGAGUCCCACACUCCCUUCUUCAUCUCCCUACUGCCAGAUUCUGUUUCACUUCCACAUCAGUGCAGAGAGUGCUGGGUCACUCAGAGUGCUUAUGCAGCAAGCUGAGGGGAGUGAAGCAAUCCUGUGGUCACGCAGUCACAACACUGUCUCCCGCUGGACCUCAGAGCAUCUGCCUGUAGGCCCACACCAGCAGCCUUAUAAGGUUUGGUUCAGUAGCGUGAAUAAAGCUGCUGAGGGGGGCACCGCUACUGGAGACCAUGUUGUUGCUUUGGAUGAUAUCUCUUUUCUAAACUGUGAACAAUCCUACCAGCCACCAGCUCUGUCGUUCUCUGACUGUGCUUUUGAAGAGGAUCUGUGUAGUUGGGUGCAGGGGGCUGAGGAUGAGCUGGACUGGCUCAGCAGAUCAGGACCCACCGAAACCCCCAACACUGGGCCUGCAGGAGACCACACCACCGGCGAAGGAAAAUACCUUUACAUCAAGACCUCCCUACCAAGUGAAAAGGGAAAUGUGGCCCAGCUCAAGUCCUCACUGCUGCCUCCUGCUGGUGAAAACGGAUACUGUUUGACAUUUUGGUACCACAUGUUUGGAGCUACUGUGGGUUCCUUGACAAUGUUUCUACAGACAGUUGAUCCCUUAAAGAAAACAAUGGCGUGGCAAAAAUCAGGAAACCAAGGGGAUGAGUGGCUGCUGGUUCAGAGCCAUGUGACCUUGCAGAACGUCCACCAAGUGAUUCUGGAGGCUACAGUGGGCGGAGAGGCAGGAGACAUAGCCAUUGAUGACAUCUCGCUUGUUCAUGGACCAUGUCCUGCUUCUGAGUUGUGUGACUUUGAGGAGGGGAGCUGUAACUGGCAGCAGCAGACAACCGAUGACUUUGACUGGCUCAGACAUUCAGGCUACACACAUAACCCAAACACUGGACCGGACAGCGACCACACCACCAACACACCCGCAGGUCACUACUACUACCUGCCUUCCUCAAGUGCCGACCAAACUGGCCAGAAAGCUGCGAUGUCUUCACCACUGUACCCUUCAGGGAAAGGAGCGUGUGUGCAGCUGUGGUACCACAUGUAUGGUGAAGGAAUGGGGACGCUGAAUGUUUAUCAGCAGAGUGAAGAUGGGAAGGAGGCUCUGAUUUUCUCUCAGACAGGAGACCAGGGCCGACUGUGGAGGUUCGCUCAGGCUUCACUUCUGCCUCGGGUUCAGCCUUACAGAAUUGUGGUAGAAGGUGUGAAGGUUGGCCCCACCCAGAAAGGAGACAUGGCCUUCGAUGAUGUACAACUGACAGACGCCCAAUGUCCUCCUCAUGGAUUUUGUGACUUUGAGAACACUAUGUGUAGCUGGAGCAACCUGGGUGGAGAAGUGGACCAGGGAGACUGGCUACGGGGUGCAGGAGCCUCCCCAAACCCCAACACUGGACCCAGUGUGGACCACACCACCAACUCUUCACGUGGUCACUAUGUUUACGUGGACAGCUCAGUGGGGGAGUGGGGAGACACGUUCUACCUGAUCAGUGAUGUUCUCCAGCCAUCCACUAGAGGACACUGUCUCACAUUCUGGUACCACAUGUCUGGCGACCACGUUGGGACUCUGAAACUCUACAUAAAUGACAGGAAGAUGCAUGCGGGUGGCAGUGAAGACGGACUUGUGAAGUGGAUUGAAGCAGGAAACAAGGGCGACAAGUGGCAGGAGGCCAGUGUGCAUGUUAAACAUGAAGAAGCAUUCUGGUUUGUGUUUGUGUAUCAGAGAGGGAUGAAUACAGGUGGGGAUGCUGCUCUUGAUGAUAUCACCAUCGAACCCAGAAGCUGCUACCCAGAGCCUACCACUGAGCCCUCUCAUAAUACUGAUGUGUUGUCCAUUGGCCUUGCAGUUGGUCUGACUCUGCUGGCUGGAGUCAUCAUCGUCAUAAUCUUCUUUAUAGUGGCCCAGAAGUGUAGCUGCAAAAUGGACCAGCCGACACUUGUGAACAAUGAUGUGACUGCCCAGAAUGCUGUGUUCGACCUCUAUGAUUGUGCAAUUGAUGGCACACAACAUGGAACUGAAUCUGACAUUUCCUUCUUCAACAAGCUUUAUGAUCCAUUUCCACAAGUACCGGAUGACCCCAUGGCCUCUUCUGAUGCUUAGUUCAGAUGUUUUUUCCAUUAAAAUUAGAAUACACUGGGA